Molecule: messenger RNA, 2087 nt
Organism: Spinacia oleracea (spinach)
Lineage: Eukaryota; Viridiplantae; Streptophyta; Magnoliopsida; Caryophyllales; Amaranthaceae
Product: pectin acetylesterase 10
Exons: 12
Coding region: 182-1471 (429 amino acids)
Biological process (GO): cell wall organization
Cellular component (GO): plant-type cell wall
Molecular function (GO): pectin acetylesterase activity
Source: RefSeq, a predicted model, not a curated record
GCAAUGCAAUCACAUUUUUCACCUCCCGGCCUUUGUCCUUUUCUUGGUGGCGCCCAUUUCACAUUCAUUUUUUGUGCUUAUUAAAACUCAAAUUAAAUCUCCUUUUCAUCAAUGAAAAAAUCUUGCUCUAAAAAAGGGAAUUUUUUUAAUUUAAUUUUUUAAGUGAGAUUAAGCAGGAAUUAUGAUGCCUAAACUGGGAAAUUUGAGGUUAUUUUUAGUAAAACCCAUGAAGAUUUUCUGGGUUUUAGGUGUUAUAAUUGUGUUAAUUUCAUGGCAAAAAGUGGAUUGUUUUGAGGGAUUAAAUGUGACAGAGAUGGUUGCUUAUGAUGAGCAGAAGUAUGGGUGGGUUCUUGAUAAUAAACCUCUUAUGGUGGGUCUCACUCUCAUUUCUUCUGCUGCUGCUAAAGGAGCUGUCUGCUUGGAUGGAUCAUUACCGGGUUACCAUCUCCACCGGGGAUACGGAUCAGGGGCAAACAGUUGGCUAGUUCAACUUGAGGGGGGAGGAUGGUGUGAUACAAUCAGAAAUUGUGUAUAUAGAAAGAAAACACGUCAUGGUUCCUCAAAGUACAUGGAGAAAUUCUUAGCAUUUCCGGGAUUACUUAGCAAUAAGCUUUCAGAAAAUCCUGAUUUUUACAAUUGGAACCGAGUGAAGAUUCGUUAUUGUGAUGGCGGCUCAUUCAGUGGGGACAGCCAAAAUGAGAAAGCACAAUUGUACUUUAGAGGACAGCGCAUAUAUUCAGCUGCUAUGGAAGAAUUAAAGUCGCUAGGAAUGAGGUAUGCAAAUCAGGCUCUACUCUCUGGAUGUUCGGCUGGAGGUGUGGCAUCGAUUCUUCAUUGUGAUGAGUUCCGUUCAUUGUUCCCAGGACAUACAAGAGUCAAGUGCCUAAGUGAUGCUGGGUUGUUCCUUGAUGCAAUUGACGUGGCGGGUCAUCGCACUAUGAGAAAAUUAUUCGGGAGUCUUGUUCGGUUGCAGGGUGUGGGUCCACACCUUCCUCGCAGCUGUACUAGUCGCCUAAAUCCAAUCAUGUGCUUCUUCCCCCAUCGUUUAAUAGCAGAUGUAAAGACGCCAUUAUUUCUCGUUAAUGCAGCAUAUGAUGCAUGGCAGAUUCAGGCAAGUUUGGCUCCUGCAUCUUCUGAUCCUCAAGGAAAAUGGUAUGCUUGCAAGUUGAAUAAUGCACACUGCAGUGCUCCACAAAUGCGAUUUCUCCAAGGUUUUAGAAGACAGAUGCUGGGUGCAAUAACGCGCUUUGGCAAGUUCAGAAAGAACGGGUAUUUCAUUAAUUCAUGCUUCGCUCAUGGCCAGACUGAGAGACAGGAUACAUGGCGUGCUCCCGGUUCACCUCAUAUCGGAAAUAAAGGGAUCGCAGACGCAGUCGGCAACUGGUAUUUUGAUCGAGCUGAGACCAAAAUCAUUGACUGCCCUUAUCCUUGUGACAGAACUUGUCACAAUUUGGUUUUUCAACAUCUUUGAAACCCACAUUCAAUUUUCUACACACACACCCUUCACUCCCCCACCCCAAAAAAAAUACCAAUAUAGCUAGUGUUGGCACAUGAUACCACAGAAAUACAUACCAAAUGCUCAAAUACCAUGUACUUCGUACUUGAUAUUCUAUAUCAAUAAAAAUGUUUUCUUCGUCUGUUUGAAAGACAAUAUAGAUUUCUCGAGGGGAUGUAGACGCGCGUACCUAUUGUAGUUAAAAUUGGAAUUUGUUUACUUAAUAGCAUUUAUGCUUGUGUUAAGCGCGCUUUAGUUUUUGUUGGAAAGCUUCAAUGUUCAACGAGUCUGUGGAUUAUACAGGUCCAUUGAUUUAAAUUUGGAAGUGUAGAGCUAGAGGCCAAGCAUUUGUACUGUAAAUUUAGAAGUGUAUAGCUAGAGGCCAAGCAUAUGUACUGAAAAUGGUUGAAAUGCGGUGUCUAGUAUGUUGAAUCAAUGGCUGUAAAGGAAUGCAGUAUGCAGAAGCAUGCACUUCAGCAAGCCUAGAAAACUCUAUUUGGUACUUAUAAAAUUGUACUCUGUAUCUACUUAUUUGGGUACCAGCUAAUCCUAUUUCAGUACCAAUAAAGAAUUAUAUUUAUUUAUAAGUUAA